UAUGUCAUCUUUUGUGGCAGGUCGUGAGAGUUCAAUAAACCGGUUGAGAACGCUUGACAAUGGUAUGCGUUCUCCUAAGGGAAGAAGGGCCGUACUUGACAUCGAAAUUUUGAUCUCUUGGUCAAAAGAUAAUUUGAAAUGGGCAAACACGCGAUGGACAUCCCGAGAAGGAAUUUAUGGCAAGAUGGAUAAGUAAUCGCCAGCACGAUAAGUCAUACCAUCGAGUAGAUCAGCCUCUAAUAAUGACUCAGAUAAUGAGCCCAUGAAUGAUAUAUACAUAUCUUCCCG
Molecule: messenger RNA, 288 nt
Organism: Guyanagaster necrorhizus
Lineage: Eukaryota; Fungi; Basidiomycota; Agaricomycetes; Agaricales; Physalacriaceae
Exons: 3
Source: RefSeq, a predicted model, not a curated record